AUGGUAAUACCACCGUGGAUAACUAAUCCAUAUGGUGACAUAGAAGAAACGAAUGUCAUAAUACAAGAGGAACUGACUGAACUAAGUACAAACGGAGAACUUAAGGUUCAGUUUAAAAACGGAUAUCAGCAAUGCUGGCUGCAAAACAACAUACCCGUUACUUAUCCCGUAUUAAGGAAUAUAGCGAUGAAAUUUUUCGUCAUCGUCAUACCUAGUGGAAAGGGGGUUCAGCGCUGUUACCAAUCUCCUAACGAAAAAAAGAAACAGACUGAACAUCAUUAG
Acanthoscelides obtectus is the source of this 282-nucleotide messenger RNA. NCBI's taxonomy places the organism in Eukaryota, Metazoa, Arthropoda, Insecta, Coleoptera, Chrysomelidae. The record is from the annotation of a GenBank genome assembly.